AUGGCAGCCGCGACCGCCUCUCCAGUAGGAGAAGCCCGCCAGCCCGCUAUCAAGCGCCUCAUCAACCCCAACACCGUCAACGCUCUUACAGCCGAACAACUCACCACCCAGCGCAACGCGCUCCUCCUCGCCCAAUCCGAAACCGCCCGCGAAGCUAUCCUCUUCCCCAACGCCCCCAACGCCGCAAAUGACACCUUCCAAUUCAUCAACAACACCGUAACUCCCCCAACCGGCGGCUCCAUCUUCCUCUCCACCGUGAACAACUUCCCCGCCCUCGCCUCCACCGGCCUCGCCGCCGCCGUCGGCUUCGUCAACCCCUGCGGCCUCAACACCCCGCACUGGCACCCUCGCUCCAACGAAUUCCUCACCGUCGUCCAAGGCAAACUCCUCGGCGCCAUCCUCCUCGAAAACGACUCAGGUUUCGGCCACGUCGUCGGCGGCGCACCCCCCAUUAUCGGUCCCUACACGCAAAUCGAAACCACCCUCUCCAACUACACCGGCAUGCUCUUCCCCAAGGGUCUCGUCCACUGGCAAUUCAACCCAGAAUGCGAACCUGCCGUCUUCGUCGCCGGUUUCGACAACGCCGACCCCGGUCGCGUCGAAGCUGCACGUGGUUUCUUCUCCGCGACACCCGACGAGGUGCUCGAGGCAAGUGCGGGAUACUCUGAGUUCUUGACUCCUCAGCAGAUUGCGGGACUCAGGCCCACGCUUACGAGUGAUUUCACCGAGAUUGUGGAGAGUUGUGCGAAGAGGUGCGGUAUCCCGUACAAGGCUGAGACUAGUUCGUCUGCUUCUCAUCCUUCGGGUACGCAGUCGGCGUAUCCUGCGGCUUCUAGUGCGUACUAA
This is a messenger RNA of Bipolaris victoriae FI3, 846 nucleotides long. RefSeq lists its product as hypothetical. Lineage: Eukaryota; Fungi; Ascomycota; Dothideomycetes; Pleosporales; Pleosporaceae. Bases 1 to 846 code for a protein of 281 amino acids. The transcript has a single exon. Gene Ontology annotation, cellular component: cell wall. Gene Ontology annotation, molecular function: manganese ion binding. The record is from RefSeq and is a predicted model, not a curated record.